Acromyrmex echinatior (Panamanian leafcutter ant) is the source of this 2298-nucleotide messenger RNA. It is a transcript of the gene Syx17, whose product is annotated as syntaxin 17. Gene Ontology annotation, cellular component: autophagosome membrane; SNARE complex; plasma membrane. Gene Ontology annotation, biological process: intracellular protein transport; exocytosis; vesicle fusion. NCBI's taxonomy places the organism in Eukaryota, Metazoa, Arthropoda, Insecta, Hymenoptera, Formicidae. The record is from RefSeq and is a predicted model, not a curated record. Gene Ontology annotation, molecular function: SNAP receptor activity; SNARE binding.
AUCAACAGUGAUAACAGCUGAUCAUUUAUUUUGGACGGAGACAAGGCACGCGUGCAUUUGGUAAAAUAAUAAGACGUAGUUACCAAACCUUAUCGUAUUUCACCAACGUUUUUGUCGUGAGGAAUUUUCAUUAUAAGAACUACAAAAAGACUGGAAUGAAAAGAGUAGAUUUUGAUACUGUGGAACAAAAGAGAUACAAAAAAGUCACAAAGAGAUAAAAUAUACAACAUCGUAAUUAAGUGGAGAAAAACAUUACCAGAAAUAUGUCGGCCUCAAUGGAGAAUCUUACGAUUAAGCAGCCUAUUAGACGUCUGGAAAUCCAGAUCAAUAAUUUCAAUGUUGCUAUUCCACAUCAUGUAAAUUUGUUAAAGCGACACAAGAACAACAUUAAAAAGUAUCAAGAUCAGCAUGAUUGGGAGCAGGUACGGAAGGAACAUGUAAAUGUCUCUCGGAUCGUCAAGCAAUUGAAAGAGUUGUUGUAUCAGAUGGACACUCUUAGAGCACAGGUCCUCGAUGUUGACAUUAGUAAAUUUGACAAAUUGACAACAAAUGCACGGUCAAGCAUCAUGAGCGCGAUCGAAGAAUAUCUAGAAAUGGAACUGAAUUUUUCGACAUCACCAUCUAUGUCAUCUACAAACAAAGAAAUUCAACCAGAUGAAAUCGAACAUCCACUUGACAACAGAAAUAUUCAACUGCAAGCAGAACAGGAAAAUUUGCAAUGUCAACAGACAUGUCUGCAUGUCUGGAAUCGUUUGCAGGGAGAUAUACAACAGUUGCACGAACUUUUUACCGAAUUUAACAAAGUUGUACAUGAUCAGAAAGAGAUGGUAGAUAAUAUGGAAGAUAAUAUUGAAGAAACUCAAACAAACGUGAAUGAAGGAGCAAAAUAUCUGCAAAAGGCUUCCGCAUAUAAAGUUGCUGCAUAUCCCCUAGCAGGCGCUAUGAUAGGCACAUGUAUUGGAGGACCAAUAGGUUUAAUAGCUGGAUUGAAAAUUGGAGGUCUUGCUGCUGUAGGUUGUGGCAUUUUAGGUUUCACAGGAGGAUCAUUAUUAAAAAAGAAACAAAUAGAAUUUGUUUCGCGAAAACAAGAACCAGGUUUAAAUAAUUCGACAAUAGAUCUCACAAGUGUUAAGAAAUCUGCUUCUUGUCCUGACGAUUUAAAACAAGAUAAAAAACAUUUGUGACAAACAAUGACUUUUUCGGCAUGUGAUAUCAAUUUUAAACAUAAAACAAAAUGCACUGUUAUAUAAUUGCAAAUUGCUAAGAUAUUUAUACAUUUUUUAUUUUUUGUGGACAUAUUUUUUGUACAUAUUUAAAAUGCUAUGAGUUUUGUAAAGUUAUGUAGUUUUAAAAAUUCUAUGAAGGGGGGGAUUUUUUUAAUUUUUAUUACGUAGUGUUUGUAACGUUCUUGCUUAAAGAAACAAUGACUAGUCGUGUUUGAACUAUAAAUUUUUAAAAAUAUAUGUCAUCUAUUUAUAGUCUACUAAUAAAUAUUAUCAAGAUGAUUGUACUUUUUCAUAGAACUUAAAUAUAUGCAUGGCUUAAAAUUAGGUUAAACAUAAGAGAAUAUCUCUUUUAUAAAAUAAUGACUUUUACAUGCCUUUCGCGUGCCUUGUAACUGCUUCAAAUCAUUAAGAUAUUUAGCAUAUACUUGUACAUUGCAGCCACUUAUAAUUGCUUUUCUUGAAUUAAUAUGACAAUCAUAUCCAAAAAUAAAACUUAACAAAUGCAUAUUGUUUUUCACAUUUCAAUUAAGAAAUGUUACAUCAGAUAUAAAAACGCAUUGCAUUGAUCAUACUACAAGUAAAUUAUUAAAUUAUUUAUAGCAAUUUUAUUAUGAGCAAAAACUAAAUGCCAAAAUGACGAUUGUAAUAAUCAUUCGAAACAUAUGAAACAUCAAAAUAUUUAUUCCGGCAAAUAAUUACAUACUGGAAAUGGUAGACAUACGUGGUAGAUAAUACGGUGUGAUAACGUUCACAAAAACAUUUGAGUUCUCUACAAAAGGCACCCAAUACAGUAUAUUUAGCAAGUAAUAAAAUACAUCGGUGUUAGACACAGUACAAUACUGAAAUAAUCGUGUGUUAAAUGUAAUAUAUACAUGUCAUUUAUAAUGGAAAUACUUAAUCUAGAGAGACUAAAAUGUUCUACUUAAAAAAAUAUUAAUAAAUAUCUAAGAAAGUGUAAUAUUAAGUGACUAUCGGCAUAUUUUCUUAUAAGGUACUAUUUUGUUAUUAUUGUUACUCCAACAUCCCUAAUUCAAAAGCAACACCAAACACUCAUUCACAGACAUGUGGAAAA